Messenger RNA from Lachnellula hyalina, 1632 nucleotides. RefSeq lists its product as uncharacterized. Gene Ontology annotation, biological process: ribosome biogenesis. Gene Ontology annotation, cellular component: nucleolus; small-subunit processome; Noc4p-Nop14p complex. The transcript has 3 exons. The record is from RefSeq and is a predicted model, not a curated record. NCBI's taxonomy places the organism in Eukaryota, Fungi, Ascomycota, Leotiomycetes, Helotiales, Lachnaceae. Bases 1 to 1632 code for a protein of 543 amino acids.
AUGCCUGGUCUUGUUAAAGCUUCCGCUGGGUCUGCAAAGAGGAAGCGGUCUUCUUCAGACAAGAGGCCUUCGAAACGUGCACGAUCCGAGAGCAGUGAGGAAGAUGGCCAGGCGCAAAUCCUCUUACUGGAGAACGAGAUAUUCGAGUCUAAGAAAAACUACAACAACGUCGCAACGCUGAUCAAGAUUCUCAAGACAGACAGCGAAGACGCCGAUGAUUCAGUGAUUGCCGCAAUCUCGUUAUGCCGAGUUUUCACAAGAUUUAUUGUUGCUGGAGACCUUGCCAACAAGAAAGGAGCCACUGACCAGGAGGCCGUGGUAGUUAAGUGGCUGAAGGAACGAUAUACCGAAUACAAGAACUCAUUAUUUGACCUACUUGGGGAAGAGGGUAUUAGUGCUACGGCAUUAGCAUUAUGUAUGAGGUUAUUGAAGACUGAAGGAGAGAAUACCCGGACUCAGGAAUACCAGUUUCCCAGCUCUUUUCUCACUGGAAUUGUGCAAGCUUUGGUGAAGCCAGAGAGUGAUGCCAAUGCUCGGAAGGAGUUCAGCGAGAAGUUUGUGGAAGAAUAUGAUGAUAUUCGAUUCUAUACAUUUGAAGCCAUCAAGAGAGUAUUGGAAGAACCUCGAAGUGCCGCAUCUGCACACCAAGUCUUUGACAAUGUUUUUGAGAUCCUUACAACCAUCGAAUCAGUACCCGAAUCAGAAGAAGAGCUCGAAGACUUUUAUAUACCAGCUCCGAAGAAGUCCAAACACGCUUUGUUCACUCUCACGAAACACAAAAAGCGGGCUCAGGAUGCUUGGUAUGCCUUGGUGACGAUGGACUUGAGCGAGGAUCAAAGGAAGUCGAUUCUUAAGAUUAUGUCUACUUCUGUUGCACCGUGGUUCAUCAAGCCGGAGCUUCUCAUGGACUUCUGCACAGAUUCGUAUAAUGCAGGUGGAUCUACCUCGUUAGCCGCGCUUUCGGGGCUGUUUUACUUGAUCCAGGAGAAGAAUCUGGACUAUCCAUCUUUCUACCAAAAGUUAUAUGGGCUUCUCGACUCCGAAAUUAUGCAUUCGAAGCAUCGGUCGAGCUUCUUUAAACUUAUGGACACGUUCUUGUCGUCAACCCAUCUUCCAGUAGUCUUAGUUGCUAGCUUCGUCAAAAGGCUUUCCAGAUUAACACUAAAUGCACCACCUGGUGGCGUUGUUACUGUUGUCCCUUGGAUUUACAAUAUUCUCCAAAAACACCCCACUUGUACAUUCAUGAUCCACCGAGUUACGAGAACGGCUGAAGGAAAGGCGCUCCUAGAGAGUGAGGGACUGGCUGAUCCAUUUCUCGUGGAGGAGGAAGAUCCUAUGAAGACACAUGCUAUUGAUAGCUGUCUUUGGGAAAUAGUCAUGUUACAGUCUCACUAUCAUCCAAACGUUGCGACGCUUGCAAAGAUAAUUUCAGAGCAGUUCACCAAAUAUGCCUACAAUUUGGAGGACUUCUUAGAUCACACAUAUGGAAGUAUGCUUGAAGAUGAACUCUCGAAGGAUGUCAAGAAGGUGCCAGUUGUAGAAUAUGAGAUACCCAAGAAAAUAUUUUCGAAGCAGGAGGAAGGUUCAGGAAAGGAGGAUAGUCUACUGGUGAAGCUCUGGGACUUCAAUUAG